Molecule: messenger RNA, 1503 nt
Organism: Aspergillus bombycis
Lineage: Eukaryota; Fungi; Ascomycota; Eurotiomycetes; Eurotiales; Aspergillaceae
Product: putative carboxylesterase
Exons: 6
Coding region: 1-1503 (500 amino acids)
Source: RefSeq, a predicted model, not a curated record
AUGAGCGCACCGCAAGUUUCCCAUCAAACCCUAAACGCAGAAUUCAAGGGUACUGCGCGCAAGAUUGGGGAAACGGUUAUCCACCAAUUCCGCGGAAUUAAAUACGCCAAUGUUGCCGCCAGAUUUGAGCGUGCCGAACCUGUAGAUAACUUCAACGGAGCAUCUAUUGAUGCUACUCAGUACGGACCGAGAUGCCCUCAGGCGGCUGUAGAUGUGCGCCACUUGUUGCGGAUUCCAGAAGAUUUUGAGAUUCCGGAUGAGCCUGAGGAUGAAUUCGAAUGUCUUAAUCUGGACAUCGCAUGUCCGCCUUUGUCAGCUAAUUCGGGGCUCCCCGUUUUGAUCUGGAUUCACGGUGGUUCCCAAGUCGUCACCUUCUGCUCAGGAGCAUCCAAGAUCUGUGAUCCGGCCAAGAUUGUGGCUGAUUCUAUUGAGGCCAAGCAGCCUAUCAUUGUUGUUUCCAUCAAUUAUCGACUUAAUAUCUUCAGCUUCGGGGAUGGAAAAGAGAGGAAUCUUGCACUGAAGGACCAGAGAUUGGGGAUUGAUUGGGUGCGGAAGAACAUCGCCGCUUUUGGGGGCAAUCCGGGCCAUAUCACUCUCUCCGGUGAAAGUGCGGGUGCUGUUUAUGUUCAUGCACAUCUGAUCACUGGACCACCUGUAAAGAGGGCAGUUUUAGCAUCUGGGUCUCUUUAUCUCUCAUCUCCGUUGCCCGUGGAGCGAGGCAAUGGACUUAUCCAGGUCUUACAAACGAAGGUGAAGGGACUUGGGCAGUCUUCCCUUCGUGAGGCCUCCGUCUCUGCUCUCAUACAGGCACUGAAAGAGUGCAAUGUGAACACGAUGUGGAUCCAGGAGGAGCCAGAGCUUGAGAACUGGGAGACCAAGCCGGAACAGGUCGACGAGCUUAUGAUAGGUGAUACAGAAUAUGAGUCCGUUAUCUGGAGGAAUGGGGUGGAAACACUAGAUGGGGAGACGAUUACCGCUGCCUUUGAACAAGACAUGGAAUGGGGCACAAAACUGCGAAAGCUGUACCAAGUGGUCGCCGACCGCCCUACAGCCUGUAAGCUGGGUGCCUUAGAUUUUGUUAAUGACAUUCGCUAUACACUCCCUGUUGAGGUUAUUUCUAAAAAGCUUACAGCGGCCAACAAGAGAGUGUAUAGGUAUGUGUUUGACCAAGCCAACCCAUGGCAAGCCUCCAGUCGUGCUCAUCAUGCUGUUGAUCUUCUCUAUCUGUUCGCGGGGGUUGAUUUGUCCUUCAAUCCGACUGCGGAAAUGGUGGGCCAGGAGACAAGAAAACGUUGGAUCCAAUUUGUUAGCGGCGGUAACCCUUGGUCUUCAGAGCAAAGGUUCGCCUUCGGACCACUUGGGGAUUGCAAAGAAAUAUCGGAGGCGCAGUUUGCGGGUCGGAGACGAGUAAAUCAUCUCAAGGCGCUAAAAGAGGCUGGAAUGGGUACGUAUAUGCCUAUCGCUACUGCCUUAACGGCAGGAAAGAUUAGUCUCUUAAAUUGA